GACUGUUAAAUCAUCUGAGCAAAAGCCCGAAAAACAUGCUAGCUGCCAAAGAGAUAGGGCCUGAGACCAGUGAGGACCUCUUCUGGGCCCUGAAUAAAGUGUAUGACGUCCUUCAGAUUAUGCAAGUGGAAAAUGUUGGUGAUCCUCACUGGUCGUAUUGCAGCCGCUUUGUGUUCUAUUCACUGAGCCACAUUUCUAACCUGCUGGAGCAUGUGGAAGAAAAGGGCUUUUUCCUUGAUGAGGAUCUUCGGCAGGCACAGGGGACAGUCAUUGUUCUGCUGAAGAAGGCUGAAAUGGCGACUCUCCGGCACGCUUCCCAAAGCCCACCAUCUGUGCAAGUAGAGAAGAAGAAACAGGGUUGGUGGUUGCCUUGGUGGUUUCUUUUUAUUGGUUGGUUCCUACUUUUUGCCAUGAGUGGUUUUUCCACCUUCUUUACCCUGCUUUAUGGCUUCCAGUACGGAAGGGAGUCUUCCAUACAGUGGGUCAUCACUCUUACAUUAUCUCUUGUCCAAAGCAUCUUCAUCUUGCAGCCCCUUAAGGUGAUAUUUGUGGCAAUCUUUUUUGCCAUGAUCCUGAGGCCAGUAGCUGUGGAGAACAAUGAGGAGGUUGAACUGCUCCUGCAGGAGCAAAAGAAAAAAUGUGAGGAAUACGCUGGGAGGUCAAUAUCCUGAUUACAUCUCACCACAGACUCAAACUGUAACGGAAGAUGCUUGAUUUGAGAAGUCACCAAACUCACCCAAUUUUAUUCUAGAUUUUGGUGUUGGGAACAGAGCAUGUUAUUUUCAUGUCCAUGUUCAUGUCUCUUGCAGAUUAUAAUAUUAUAAUCUAUCAUUUUUGUAGGCAGACUUUAUUUUUCAUGUUAAUAUUGGAGUAACAAUUCUUGUGUACAGAACUUUGUAUAAAAAUCUAGCAAAAUAUAUUGUCUAAGUUGUUUAGUCUAUACUGUCACAAUAAUAAUGGUGUAUUUAACACACACAAGUUUUCUUUACUUUUUGUUUUUCUGAUCAAAUCUAAUAGAUGAUGCCAAUAAUGACACUUGAAAAUAACAUCUGUCAGCUGUCAUACUGUGAUUCACAAACGUACAAAACUUUUAUUUGAAAUUGAAAUUAUGGACUGACAAUACAUGAACAUAUCUACAUUUUGUUGGACAGUAUGAUUUUAGGCUUGGCCAUUUUUGCUUAAAUUAGCUACUAAAGGAGCAGAUUCUUAUACCACUCAAAUUUUGGUAAUUGUUCGAUAAAUAGUAAGCCUGUGUGUCUGCUGUAAUUGUUGGGCUUUGCUUACUGUCAUCUCAAUAUGAGGGAUAAUAGCUCAGUGUCAAUGUUGAAACGAUAUUACAUUUUUAAAAGACAUUGAUUAUUCACUAUUAUGUCUCAUUUUAAUCCAUGUAAUGUAUAAAUACUCUAUAAAAUGUAUUUUAGUAUACCUUCAAUAAAUAACUUAUUUUCCAGUGCAUUACAGUGUAUCAGUCAAAAUACAUUUGAUAUUUGAUGCAAUUAAGAUCAACAUAGUAGUGCAGUUUUCAAAUAUACACUACUGUAUAUUGACUUGAUGGUUUUGAGAGAAGUCUCUUAUGCUCACUAGGGAUGCAUUUUUGUAAAAUCAAAAAAUACCUUGUGAAUAACAGGAGUUAUAGCUGACAAUGCUUC
Molecule: messenger RNA, 1649 nt
Organism: Cyprinus carpio (common carp)
Lineage: Eukaryota; Metazoa; Chordata; Actinopteri; Cypriniformes; Cyprinidae
Product: polycystic kidney disease protein 1-like 2
Exons: 5
Coding region: 36-671 (211 amino acids)
Biological process (GO): detection of mechanical stimulus
Cellular component (GO): membrane
Molecular function (GO): calcium channel activity; protein binding
Source: RefSeq, a predicted model, not a curated record